Molecule: messenger RNA, 1087 nt
Organism: Perkinsus marinus ATCC 50983
Lineage: Eukaryota; Perkinsozoa; Perkinsida; Perkinsidae
Exons: 6
Coding region: 5-1075 (356 amino acids)
Source: RefSeq, a predicted model, not a curated record
CUACAUGUCACGACAUGACUCGGAGUUCGCCGAUCCAACGACUUACAUGAUUGAGGAGACGUGGGUCAAUUUCAGUCUCCCCUCUAUCAAGUCAGCUACUGUUUUGAUACUCCUCGGUUUAGUCAUCUCCUGCAGCCUCUGCGCCACCCAUUUCCUAACACAGAGGGAGCGAGCGAUACACAAAGGGACACUCGUGGGCUUCACCCCGGUAUCCAGUGCUGAUGAGAAGUUGCGGCCAACCCCAAAGCCCCGGUAUCCGGCGGUGGACUAUUUCAGAGGGUUGAAUGUCGUAUUCGUCGUUAUAUUUCAUUUGAUGUGGGCCCUGGGAGUCUGUAAGAUGAUUCCCAAUCAACCUCGUAUUUACCAAUACAAUCUACCUAUAACGGGUUACCUAUGCUUCGCAGCAAUUUAUAGUACUUCAUUCGUUUGGGGGAAUCUGACUCGUCCGAUUCACCCAUACAUCCAGUACUUCAUAUUCUCUCUUACCUGUACUUUGUGCAUCUACAUAGUGUGCUGGGAAACCGAGAGAUCCGGCGUAUGCAUAAUAAUGCUGUGUGUUGGACUGUCCUUAGCGAUAGUCCACGAGGACCGAAUCAAAUGGAGAAACGUCAUUGUAAGGACGCUGAAGCUAGGAGCAGCAGCAGGAGCUAUAAGCGCUAUAACGUAUACCUUUAUCCCCAAAGCUCCUAUCUACUUCGGCGCCAUUCACUGCAUAGCGCUCAAUACCCUACUGACCAUGUUCUUCGUCAGAACCCCUCGUAUCGCCCUUAUCGGCUUCAUCUGCAUCCAGAUUUACACUAUGGCAGGAAAUGUGUUCCCCCUGGAAGUUCCCAGUGACCGUCCCUCAGCCGAUACGACUCCGUGGUUCCACAACCUUGGAUACUGCUUGCUCGGCGUCUGGCUUCACAGCGUGGGCAUUCAUAAGAUAACGGCUAUCGAAUUGAUACCAGGCAAACCCAUGCAUCUCGAGGAUACAGUCUUCACAUUUAUCGGCCGACAUGCUCUGAUGGUCUAUCUGGCCCACAUGAUACCUGUCCUUGUUGUAGUUGGACUGUCUAUCCUCCGGGAAUCGUAGCCGUAUCCUUCU